CCACGUGACAUCACACCCACGUGACAUCACACCAGUUUAGAACCACAUAAAAGACGUUGACUGUCAUCUCUCUGGCUGAGGAGAGAGCAGAGGGAUCAGAUCUACGCUCUAGUGCAUGUUUUUUGUCUGACCUGCAUGAUGCGUCCUGUAAUGAUGAUGUCAAGGGGCCUGCUGUUGUUCCUGUGCCUACAAUCAGUUUUAAAUCUUAACCCAGCUGGUCAAGACAUUACAACCACCCCUCCCAUGACAACCUCCACCUCUGUGCAGUUUUGGUGUGGGGAAACCCUUUGCCCAGCAGGACAGGACUGUAUUAGUUUCGGUGGUACACUUCGCUGUGCUGACCCCUGUGAGCAGUACUCAGUUCUGGACGAUUCCUGGCGUUCAACAGACUACAAUGUUUCCGAUAACUGUGAUGCUUGGAUUAGUUGGCAGGGAUGGUAUCGUAUGUUCCUGGAUGGGAACAGUACCCAGAUGUCAGAGACGUGUGUAGAGGUAAACAGGUGUGGAACCCAGGUUCCUCUGUGGCUCAGUUCCCCUCACCCCCUGCUGGGAGACGGGGUGGUGGAACGUGAUGUCUGUGGACACUGGAGUUACGACCCAGAGUACUGGUGGGGGGUGGACGACUGCUGCUACUACAAAUCCAACAGGAUCCACGUGAAAGCCUGUCCUGGCAACUACUACGUCUACAAGUUUGUCCGAUCCAAUGUUUGUUACUCGGCUUAUUGUGCUGCUGCUCCCACGACCACCACAGCUGCUCCCACGACCACUACAGCUGGUCCCACGACAACCACAGCUGCUACCACGACCACCACAGCUGCUCCCAUGACAACCACAGAGGCUCCCACGACAACCACAGAGGCUCCCACGACAACCACAGAGGCUCCCACGACAACCACAGCUGCUCCCACGACAACCACAGAGGCUCCCACGACAACCACAGAGGCUCCCACGACAACCACAGAGGCUCCCACGACAACCACAGAGGCUCCCACGACAACCACAGAGGCUCCCACGACAACCACAGAGGCUCCCACGACAACCACAGCUGCUCCCACGACAACCACAGAGGCUCCCACGACAACCACAGAGGCUCCCACGACAACCACAGAGGCUCCCACGACAACCACAGAGGCUCCCACGACAACCACAGAGGCUCCCACAACAACCACAGCUGCUCCCAUGACCACCACAGAGGCUCCCACGACAAGUACAGAGGCUAACACAACAAUAUAUGCACAGUUUUGGUGUGGGGGCACACCUUGCCCAGCAGGCCAGGACUGUAUCAGUGUCAACGGUUCUCUUCGCUGUGCUGACCCCUGUGAGCAGUACUCAGUUCUGGACGAUGCCUGGCGCUCAACAGGCUACGGACGUUCCGAUAACUGUGAUGCUUGGAGAGGCUGGCAGGGAUGGUAUCGUAUGUUCCUGGAUGGGAACAGCACCCAGAUGUCAGAUACGUGUGUGGACGUAAACAGGUGUGGAACCCAGGUUCCUAUGUGGCUCAGUUCCCCUCACCCCCUGCUGGGAGACGGGGUGGUGGAACGUGAUGUCUGUGGACACCACAGAUACUUCAACCUCUAUAGCUGGCAGGCAGGGUGGGUGGACGACUGCUGCUACUACAGACACAAUAUCCACGUCAAAUCCUGUCCUGGCAGCUACUACGUCUACAAGUUUGCCCCAUCGUAUUACUGUUACUCAGCUUAUUGUGCAGCUGUUCCCACGACAACUCCAGCUGUUCCCACGACAACUCCCGCUGUUCCCACAACACCCUCCAGCUCUGUGAGGUUUUGGUGUGGGGCCACACCUUGCCCAGCAGGCCAGGACUGUCUCAGUGUCAACGGAGCUCUUCGCUGUGUUGACCCCUGUGAGCAGUACUCAGUUCUGGACGAUGCCUGGCGCUCAACGGACAACGGACUUUCCUAUAAGUGUGAUCAUGGGUUUAAUGGGCAGGGAUGGUAUCGUAUGUUCCUGCAGGGCACCAGUGUUCAGAUGCCAGAGACGUGUGUGGACCUAAACAGGUGUGGGACCCAGUUUCCUCAUUGGCUCAGUUCCCCUCACCCCCUGCUGGGAGACGAGGUGGUGGAACGUGAUGUCUGCGGACACGGGAGUUACUGGUGGUGGUACUACUAUUAUGGGAGGGGGGAUGACUGUUGUUUCUUCAGAAACAAUAUCCAUGUCAAAUCCUGUCCUGGCAACUACUACGUCUACAAGUUUACCCCAUUGAAUUACUGUUACUCGGCUUAUUGUGCAGAUCCCAACUCUAAAGUUUGUGCAACCUGUGAAGAGUACGAAGACUGUGUGCGUCAUGAUGGCGUCACUUGGAGUUGUGGAACGACAGUCACCCCAGAGCUGGUGUGUGGGAGGAGCUACCUGGAGGUGGGUCUCCUCAAGUCUCAGCUGGCGGCCAAACAUCUGGACUCCUCCUCUGCUCACCUGGCCAACCCCCGCUGCUCCUCCCAGGAGAUUAACGGGACGGUGUGGGUCCAGAUGGAGCGCUGGGAGGGCAGCUGUGGAACCACUCUGACGACCAACGGCAGCCACGCCAUCUACUCCAACAGUCUGUAUGUCUACCCUGCCAGAAAUGUGACCAUGGUUCGACCCGUGAGGAUCCCUUUCUCCUGCUGCUAUCCUCUGGAGACAGAGGCUAGCCUGGAUGUGGCCAUCAAACCAUACCUGGAUCUUGAAGGUGCGGUGAAAGAUGAGGGUGCCCAGGCCAGGGCCUCCAUGUCUCUGUUCCGUGAUGCCAACUACACAGCUCCUUACCCAGCAGGCCCGGUCACUCUGCCCCUGGGCUCCAUCCUGCAUGUGGGCGUGUCUGUUGAAGAGACGGACGCUGAGGCCUUUGUGGUCGUUCUGGAGGACUGCUACGCCACCCACUCCCCUCAUCCUGAUGACCUCCUGAAAUACUUCCUCAUCCAGCACAAGUGUCCCACCAACCGUCGCCAGGUGACCGUGGAGGAGAGUGGCUUGUCCCUCCAGGCUCGCUUCUCUGCGCUGCUGUUCCUGUUCCAGGGGGACUACAGGGACGUCUACCUGCACUGCAGCCUCAACCUGUGUGACCAGAGGAACUCCUCCUGCUCUCCUAUGUGUUCAGGAAGGUCUGUCCGCUCUGUCGACGAACUCGUACCCCUUAAGCCCGUCAACAUCGGACCAAUCACCUGGGCCCCGAGUCUGGAGUGAGCUGAUGAAGUCACACCUCCCUCAGAAGGGCUUCAUGACCAUUCCUAUGGCAACCAGCCCAAACACUCGUCUUUUGUUGAUGAUUCACUUUACAAAUGAACUACAACCUUUAUAUUGUGAUGGGGCUAGGUUUUCAU
Osmerus eperlanus (European smelt) is the source of this 3314-nucleotide messenger RNA. Its product is annotated as pancreatic secretory granule membrane major glycoprotein GP2. Lineage: Eukaryota; Metazoa; Chordata; Actinopteri; Osmeriformes; Osmeridae. The transcript is spliced from 12 exons. Bases 136 to 3177 code for a protein of 1013 amino acids. Gene Ontology annotation, biological process: neutrophil migration. The record is from RefSeq and is a predicted model, not a curated record. Gene Ontology annotation, cellular component: cell surface; apical plasma membrane.